AUGGUGCAAUCGCAUGAAUUUUAUGACUUGAAACCUGUCAAGUUGGGAUGUGAAGUUCGUGGCAUUGACAUUGGAAAUUCUAUACCUGAGGAAGUGAUGGAACAAAUAAAAAAGGACGUGAUCGAGCACCGUCUGUUAAUUUUCAAAGAUCAACAUAAUAUUUCACCGGAAAGGCAUGUGAGAUUCAGCAGAUGGUUCGGGGAUUUGGAGUCGUCGACUUUCACGCCACAUCCUAAGUCGCCAUUACGAGACAUAUACCGCGUGUCGAAUGACGGUUCAGAAGGCCAACGUGGAACAGGAACCCUGGCAUGGCAUAGUGAUUGCUUGUAUAUGUCAACGAUUUGCAGUUAUACAUUAUUUCAUAUGAUAAAUGUUUCUAAAGAAGCUGAAACAGGUAAGUGA
Saccoglossus kowalevskii is the source of this 402-nucleotide messenger RNA. RefSeq lists its product as uncharacterized. The record is from RefSeq and is a predicted model, not a curated record. Lineage: Eukaryota; Metazoa; Hemichordata; Enteropneusta; Harrimaniidae.